Messenger RNA from Thunnus maccoyii (southern bluefin tuna), 3256 nucleotides. RefSeq lists its product as uncharacterized. Gene Ontology annotation, molecular function: protein binding. Lineage: Eukaryota; Metazoa; Chordata; Actinopteri; Scombriformes; Scombridae. The transcript is spliced from 17 exons. The coding region runs from base 1356 to 2666 and encodes 436 amino acids. The record is from RefSeq and is a predicted model, not a curated record.
ACCUUCCCACACACACACAAACACACACAGUGAAAGAGAGAAACAAUAUAGAAACAACCCAAAAAGAAAAACUGCACAGUAACAGGAUUUCCUGAUGCGUGUGGGUCGAUGCACCUCGAUCAUGAGCUUGAAAUUAGAAAUUUAUUCCAAGGAGAUCUGAGACAGCAGCGCAGAGCACUUUUUAAAACACUGCGGUGGGUGCGGGCGGGGGAUCGUUGGACCGGUUUGCUGUUGAUUCAGCAGUCCGCCCCUGCGCGCCAGUUUGAUGCGUUGAAGGGAUUUGCUGUUCUUUUUGUGAUGUAGGAGUGGCAGCUGAGCCAAAGGAUGCUGGUAUUGAUUUUGCAAAGACUGAAAAGCAUAAAUGGUGUUGGGAGUUUGAGGACAGUAUCCAAAAAAUUGUAUCCAACUAAAGGCAGGACUGAAAGUUUAGCUUUUAGUGAGUAAAAUCAGACUGAUCUGUCAGCAUAGAGGAAAUACAUUGAUGCUUUUAAUAAUGCAUACAAAGGCUGUUUUGCCCAUGAUGAUUAAUGAUGAAAAAUUGACUGUUUUAUUCAUAUUUCACAUAAAUAAAUGAGGCAGAAUAUAAAAGUCAUUAAUGGAAAUGAUCCAAAUGACAGUGUGGUUAACUUUAGCCCACAGAGGCCAUGACACGUGCAGGAAAGGAAGAGGACAAGCUGUGUCAGAGCUUGUUAACUAAUCAAGUAGAUACAGUAUGGAUCAGACUGAAAUACGUUUCAGAGUAAAUGGGAAGAACCACACUCCACUGCAUGGCAUCCUAUUCAAACUGUGGAGAUUUUUUUUUUUAAAUAUUCACUCCUGGUUACAUAGAGGUUUUAUUUUAGGAGGUGGAGGCAGAGGGUGUAGGUGACAGAAGAGCUGUGUGUGGUGGAGAGGAGCUAAAAGAUUAGAGGAAAUCCAGGAUUACCACCGGAGCCAUUACUGUGCAACUGCAGGUAGUGACUUUCUAUAUCGGGACCGACAGAACAACCUCUGCUUGCGAGGCAGCCGGAUGGUUCUUGUGUUUGGAGGCUGAACAGCAGAUGUCACCACAGUCAACAAACAUAUCCCAAUAUUAUUUCAAGGCUCCGGCGCAGGAGCGUCUGUAAAGUCUCGCCGCAGGUGAUCUUGAUUUGAUCAUUUUAUCUUUGGUAUUUGUUUCAAAGACUAAGUAAACACGCAGUAUCUCUCUCUCUCUGUAUGUAUGUGUGUGUGUGUGUGAGUCAGGUGCUGUGGACAGGGAGGGUGUCUCGGUAUGUUAGGCAGACCACACGGAAGUGUGAUUACAGUGUGCAGUGUGCUGAAAUGACAGCAGGCUGUUGUUAGCGACAGCCUCCGUUCACAGCUGUUCCCACAUCAUGGCACCUAAAGACCCUCUACUCGGCACUCUCAAAGUGUGUGUCCUGAACCUGCAGUCAGAUGGAGAGACGGUGACAGACACUAACCCUCACCUCGCCUCCUGCUGUGAGCUUCUUGAGCUGGUCCUUAGGAAGGGGCUCCAACAGCCAGUUAUCAGUUUAGUACAGAGAGACUACUGGCAGUGUUUUGAGCAGCUUCCCCAGCAAGAUGCCUGUGGAAGGCUGUCUGCUCUGUCUUUGGCGGUGGAGCAGACUAAAGUUUGCAGGAAGCUGCUCUCAGCUCAGGGCCGUGGCCGCUACCUGCUCAGACUGGCUCUCAGUCGCAAGGCCCUCCCACAGUUCAUCACACACCUGCUGCACACACCCAGAGUCCUGGAGCAGUGGUACAGCCCGGCUGUCUCAAUCCUCAGGAAUGAAGAAUUUGUGGAGCCUUUCAUGUCGCUGCUGCUGGUCCUCACUCACAUGGAGUUCAAACUGGACAUGGAGAAUUGCAGUUUUCUGGAUGAGAGCUGGCUUCUACCGGUGUGUGACGUAUAUGAAGUAGUGCCUUGUCGGGAGAUAGGGAUGGUGUUGAGGUAUCUCAGUGGGCGCGUCUUCAUCCUUGACCUGAUGCCUGGUACCCAGGCUCAUGUUGACAAGUUCACCUCUCCUGGUGACAUUAUUGAUGAGAUCAAUGGCACCUCGCUGAGGAAUUCAAAGAUCGGACAGGCGAGCAUGGUUAUGUCUCGGCUGAAGGGCUGCCCUCUGUCCAUCCGUAUUCUGCGAUGGCGGGCCCAGGACGGGACGGUGUAUCGGCCUGUCAUCAAACUCCUGCGCGUCCUGAAGAUGGAGAAUCCCACGCUGCAGCUCGGUCCUGCUCCCUCCGAGCAGUCAGCUGCCAAAGACGAGACGCAUUCUCCGUCACAGUGUCUCAAAGAAGGAAGGAUUGUGUACAUUGUGCAGUUCUUGGGAAAAGCAAACAUCGGAUUGUUCGGAGGCAAGGAGGUGCUGAAGCAUGCUAUUCCACAGGUGCUGCAGAAAAACCAGCCUAGCCAGGAAGUGCUUUUAGAUUUGAAGGAAACACAUCUGACAUGUACAGACAGAAGCAGUAAAGUGGAGCUGUUUGAGCAUCACUAUCCAGAGAUAUCAUGUGUAGGGAGAUACAGUCAACCAGACUACACAAUAUUUGCAUUCUGUGUUGCAGACUCCCCAGAAACCCCUCAGUCGACCGGCUUCUGCUGCGUGGUGCUCAGAGCCAGCACCGUCAAGGAGUGUGAAGAGAUUGUCUGCCGUGUUGCUACUGGUUUCAAGCAUACAGAGUGGUUUGUAUGACAAAACAGUGGUGAAUAUUUUGUUGUAAAUAAAUGUGCAAAGAUUAUACACUGCAUCAGUGUGAUUAAAUCAACUGCAGAACACAAAAGCUUUCUACUGAUAAAGACCUUUAAUAGAAAGACAUGUGACAACAUUUUCAUAAAUAGUAUUAAAUGUAGCUGCCAAGAUUUUAUGUUGGAAAACAUGUAAAAAGCAGUCCAGAAAAAUACAGAGGGGUCUGCCAUGCUCCUUCUCACCGAGUGUAGAGUAUCAGCUGUAGUAGACGAUAUCCUGACACUGCAGUGAGGCCUGUUGAGCAAGACAUGCUGGCAUUUUGUGGUAAAUGGUAGAUGGGUGAAGAAAACCCUGGACCCCCAUGGAAGAUGUGAAGAAUUCAUCCUCGCUUCAAAAAGACAACUCCAUCCCCCAGAGGGAGCCUGAUACCCACAAGAAGUUGAGGGGUGGCAAUGAUGACGGUUACAUAACCCAUGGUGGAAUAGGUAGAUACUCCUACUGCACAACAUUUCCAACUACCCUAAGUGUACUCAGGCUUGUGGAAUGGUUGACAUAUUGUCUCAAUCUAAAAUACAAUACAAAAUCCAAAAAGAAAA